CAGCAGACAUGGCUGAGCUGUAGGAAGACGCGGAGCCUGCUCUUGGCGCCAGAGACUCGGCCUGAGGACGAGACAUUCAAGAAUUCAGCAAGGUCCGGAAAACUCUUGGCAAAAAAGUCGCUUCGCACGAUCGUGAAGAGUAGAGUGCUGAAUAGCACCGCGAGCUGUCCCGCUACAUCCAAGUUCCCUGCUCACCUCAACAGCAAUCGGGCCACAACCCACUCUUGGAGUGAGCUGAUUGAGCGGGAAAUCGCGGAGUUUUCUCUUGGCCGGCGCAGGUUUGAAUCGAUCACGCAUCUCAGAAGGCUUGCUCCUUACCGGCCGGAUCAAUUCACAGUGGGGAUGUGCAGUCGAUAGCUAACGGGUUCGAAGAACGGCAUUGGACGCAUCGAACAACAGGUGACCCAACUUGCCUCGUUCACUUCUCGGAGAAAUCAAUGUUAUAAUAAGUUCUAAAGCUAGGGUUUAUAUUCCAAAGUCCACAAUCUAUCGUUUCUUAGGUCUUCAUGCCGAUUCGAUGCUACCAACACUUCUACUCGACUCUCAUAUAAACACUCAUGCCAUCAUCCAGCGUCCGCAGCAGAACAUCUCCAAACACACUAAUCAUCCAACGGGGACAAAAAUAUCCCCCAAAAACAAUCACUAGCACACAAUUCCACAACACUACACCAACCCCAAAACCCCCAGCGCCCUCCAUAGCAGAUGUAAAAAUCGUCACAUACCCUUCAUCCACAUUCCCCCCCAGACAAAAAAAAACAAUCCCGCAAGACCCAACACCGGCCCAACACCGGCGAAUCACCACGCUCUAAUUACGGCGAAACUUCCCAUCCCAAAAUCCCUCAUUAAUAAACCAUCAUCCAAGCCCAGCCAUCCAGUCCGC
Messenger RNA from Periconia digitata, 880 nucleotides. Lineage: Eukaryota; Fungi; Ascomycota; Dothideomycetes; Pleosporales; Periconiaceae. The record is from the annotation of a GenBank genome assembly.